Tupaia belangeri chinensis (Chinese tree shrew) is the source of this 1774-nucleotide messenger RNA. RefSeq names its product F-box protein 22 (gene FBXO22). Gene Ontology annotation, molecular function: protein binding. NCBI's taxonomy places the organism in Eukaryota, Metazoa, Chordata, Mammalia, Scandentia, Tupaiidae. The record is from RefSeq and is a predicted model, not a curated record. Gene Ontology annotation, biological process: positive regulation of proteasomal ubiquitin-dependent protein catabolic process; protein polyubiquitination; regulation of skeletal muscle fiber development.
CGUGUGCCGCUUGUGGAGCGAGUGUGUGCGCAGAGUGCUGCGGACCCACCGGAGUGUGACCUGGAUCUCCGCCGGCCUGGCCGACGCCGGCCGCCUGGAGGGACACUGCCUGGUCCGCGUGGUGGCCGAGGAGCUCGAGAAUGUUCGCAUCCUGCCCCAGACAGUGCUCUACAUGGCCGACUCCGAAACGUUCAUUAGCCUGGAAGAAUGUCGCGGCCACAAGAGAGCAAGGAAGAGAACCAGCAUGGACGCGGCUCUAGCCCUGGAGAGGCUCUUCCCGAAGCAGUGCCAAGUCCUUGGGGUCGCGACCCCGGGAAUCGUAGUGACGCCAAUGGGCUCCGGUAGCAAUCGACCUCAAGAAAUUGAAAUUGGAGAAUCUGGCUUUGCUCUACUAUUCCCUCAAAUUGAAGGGAUAAAAAUACAGCCUUUUCACUUUAUUAAAGAUGCAAAGAGUUCAGCGCUGGAGAGGCAUCAGCUCGCGGAAGUAGGUCUCUUAGAGAACCCUGACCUCCGCGUGGUCCUCGUCUUCGGCUACAAUUGCUGUAAGGCGGGAGCCAGUGACUUCCUGCAGCGAGUGGUCAGCACUUUCAGCGACGUGAACGUCAUUCUGGCUGGGGGCCAGGUGGACAACCUGUCGUCCCUGACUUCAGAGAAGAAGCCUCUGAAUGUGGACGCCACGGGUGUGGUCGGACUGUCGUUCAGUGGGCCCCGAAUCCAGAGUGCCACCGUGCUGCUCAACGAGGACGUCAGUGACGAGAAGGCGGCCGAGGCUGCCAUGCAGCGGCUCCGGGCAGCCAACAUCCCGGAGCAGAACACCGUGGGCUUCAUGUUCGCGUGCGUGGGCCGGGGCUUCCAGCACUACAGAGCCAGGGGCAACGUGGAGGCCGACGCGUUCCGGAAGUUCUUCCCUAGCGUUCCUUUGUUCGGCUUCUUUGGAAACGGAGAAAUUGGGUGUGACCGGAUAGUGACCGGGAACUUCACGCUGCGGAGGUGUACCGAGGUCAGGGGCGACGACCUGUUUCACAGCUACACGACCAUAAUGGCGCUCAUCCACCUGGGGUCUCCGAAAUAAAGCCACCGCCCACGUGGCUGUUUUGAGAGACAACUUUUGGAUUCUGCCUUUCUCCAGAAGUGGAGACGGGGGUAUGUGUGUUUCAGACAGAAACAACGUAAGACGCAUCCGUUUCGUGGUUUGAUGCGCUGAGAUCACGGGGCGUAGCCCGCCAUGUGUUGGGGGGACAGCUUUGGGCAGGACGCAGCCCAGGGGUCGAAGCUGCGCGAGGCACAGGCAAACCGGUCCCGGCUCUUCGCAGCCGGUUAUGUGGCCGUGGGGCUCGGGACUGGAGGUGGGAGGAAGGCGAGGGGGCCCAGUAGGACAGACACCCACCCAAGGCGUUCCUCAGCUGCCUCCACUUGCUGGUGAUCUUUGAACGGAAUCGCGGAGACCGGUUUUCUCAACGGAGGAGUAAACGCAGAGCUGGCUGGCUGAGGAAUCCCUGCUUUUCAACCUCGCCCGUUUUUUUCCAGAAACUAACAGUAUUACCGACUUUUUACUUGAUAAAAACUGAACAACUAUUUUUGUUCUGGUAGAGUUCAGAUAAAUUGCCGGGGUUAAUAAUCAGGAUUUUACUUUAUCAGUAAAACAUUUUCCUUUUUCCCCUCAAAGAAAUUGAGAGAGAAAUCUUCACCUAGUUCAACGCAGCUAAUGAGUAGACCGGAGAAUUACAUCACCUGACUUUGGUUUUAUACCAAUAAAGCGUAUCGUGGAAACGGU